Molecule: messenger RNA, 1305 nt
Organism: Ilyonectria robusta
Lineage: Eukaryota; Fungi; Ascomycota; Sordariomycetes; Hypocreales; Nectriaceae
Exons: 4
Coding region: 1-1305 (434 amino acids)
Source: RefSeq, a predicted model, not a curated record
AUGCGCAUUAUAACAAACUUCGCUGCCGCCGGCCUGGCCAUUCCCCUUGCCGAGGCCAUCCUGGUCGCCCCCAACUCGCCGUGCUCUACCAACUGCGGUAACGUGCUCAGCUCGACGAGCGCCGACGACAUCGUCUGCUCGCAGAACAGCUACAGCAGCGGCGCCGGCCAGGUCUUUGACGGCUGUGUGUCCUGCGAGAUUGCCAGCGACUACUCCAACAAUGGCGAGACCGACCAACAGUGGGCGCUCUAUAACUUGAGAUACGCAACGUCCUACUGUCUAUUUGGAAACCCAAACAAUACUGAUGUCAUUACCACGCCUUGUAUCACAUCCAAGGCAUGUGGCAACUUCAAGAACGCCAUUGAGUUCAAAAACUUGUCAUCCAACGUUGACAGUUACGACUACUGCACUUUGUGGCCAGUCACCGACACUGCAGACUUUAAUGGUUGUGUUCAGUGUUUGCAAGCUGGCAGCCAAGAAUACUUGGCGAACUUCGUGACCGCUCUCCAAGCCGGAUGCGAACAGCAACCUGUUGUCGGCGUCACCAUCGGACUCGAUGGAUCCGUAUUUUCCACAGUACCCGUCAACAUCACCGAGCCGUCGGCGGUGGCCACUGCCAACCCCGCUUGGUUUGACGAUGGUCCGAUCUCCUUGGGUGCCAAGGUUGGCAUCGCCAUCGGAGGGCUCGUCUUCAUCCUAACCGUCCUCGGAUGCGGCAUCGUGUGGAACGGCAAGAGGCGCAGAAGAGCAUUCCUCCGCCAACUCGAGACCAAGCAUAGCAACGAGGGCUGGCCCUCGCCGCACCAGAGAGAGAUGCACGAGGCGCACGAGACGCACGAGACGCACGCGACACCCCUCAGCCAGCGACCUCUUCGCGGUUGGGACGACUCUCCCAUGAGCGCCACCACCACCGAGAAGACGUACCCGCGAUACUUCUCGCCCUACUCGUCGCAAUACAACAGCCCCGUGAGCGCGCAGGACGGCGGCCCCAGCAUGCAAUGGCCAGGCGCCACGCACGCUUCCCACUCGCCCUCGGCCGGCUUUGCGCUCAGCGCCGAGCUUAGCAACCGAUGGGACCCCAACCACGCCGACGCAUAUCGAAGGCAGGGAAGCGCCGAAACUUAUGAGAUGCAGGAUGUCGACGGCUCCGGCGGCGCGAGCUUCAAAGAUAGGAUGCAAGCCCGGCACGCGAUGCAGCAGGAGCCUCCGGUGCUGGCACACCCUGGCUAUGGGAGGAGCGAGAACAGCCCGCCGAGGCGGUACCCCGUGGCGGAGGAUGAUCCAAAAGUUGGGUCUGCGGCUUGA